Molecule: messenger RNA, 1001 nt
Organism: Syzygium oleosum
Lineage: Eukaryota; Viridiplantae; Streptophyta; Magnoliopsida; Myrtales; Myrtaceae
Product: zinc transporter 1-like
Exons: 3
Coding region: 1-990 (329 amino acids)
Biological process (GO): zinc ion transmembrane transport
Cellular component (GO): plasma membrane
Molecular function (GO): zinc ion transmembrane transporter activity
Source: RefSeq, a predicted model, not a curated record
AUGCGGCUCUUGUGCCUGCUUGCGCUGAUCCCGCUCGUUGUGGCGGAUUGCACGUGCAGCAGCAUCAUCGAGGACCGCAACAAGAGCCAGGCCCUCAAGUACAAGCUUACGGCCUUGGCGUUGAUCCUCGUGGCAGGCACGAUUGGGGUGUGCCUCCCGAUCCUUGGGAAGACGAUCCCGGCUUUGCAUCCCGAGAGAAGUAUCUUUUUCAUCGUCAAGGGGUUCACGGCUGGGCUGAUACUGUCCACAGGGUUCGUACACAUCCUCCCGGAUGCCUUUGUCAGCUUGACCUCGCCGUGCCUGAGCGAGACCCCGUGGGGGCAUUUCCCAUUCGCAGAGUUCGUGGCGAUGCUUGCCGCCCUCUGGACAUUGAUGGUGGACACUGUCGCCACUUCUUAUUAUAAGAAGUUGCAUGCCGACAAGGCCAGAGAAAACCAUGGCCAUGUUCACGUGCACACGCAUGCAACUCACGGCCACUCUCAUGGUUCCAUGUCGGCGGACUCGGAUCUCGUGCGGCAUAGAGUGAGAUCUCAGGUGCUACAGUUGGGGAUUCUGAUGCACUCAAGGAUCAUAGGGAUCUCGUUGGGAGCUUCAGAGAGUCCAAGUAUAAUUAGGACUCUUGUUGCUGCCUUGACCUUAUACCAAUUCUUCGAAGGCAUAGGUCUCGGUGGACGCAUCGCUCAGGCCAAGUUUAAGACUAGGGCAAUCGUAAUCAUGGCCCUGUUCUACUCCCUCACAACCCCAGCUGGGAUUGCUAUAGGAUUGGGAGUCAGCAACGUGUAUGAUGAGACCAGCCCAACCGCACUCAUUGUGGAGGGCAUCUCCAAUGCAGCAUCUUCUGGGAUAUUGAUUUACAUGGCCCUGGUCGAUCUUCUUGCUGCUGAUUUCAUGAGCCCUAAGUUGCAGAACAACAGGAGGCUGCUGUUUGGGACCAAUAUGGCUCUUCUUCUUGGUGCUGGUUGCAUGUGUCUCUUGGCCAAAUGGGCUUGAAGCAAAGGAAG